GAUCAGAACCCCGUUGCCUUGUCGCUCCACUGCCCACUGCUCGCCCUUGGCUCAAGCUGCACGAGCUUCCUUCUCCUCCCCCGGUGGAUCUAGCCCGCUAGGGUUCAGAUCCACAACGAGAAGAAGAGGAAAUAAUCAACUUUUUAUUGUGAGUGCAUCCGACGGACACCAUUACCGAUCAAGCCGGCUCUGAGUUGCUGCUACCGAAGAAAAAAUCCUGGCUCCACGUAGGCUGUAGAUUGAGAACACUAUCGCUGCAUUAAUUGAGCUAGCUCUCAGCUAGCAUGGCCAUGGAGACGGCUCUUGUUACCGUGGCCACAGGGGUCCUCAAACCUGUCCUGGGGAAGCUGGUUGUUCUGCUCGGCAACGAGUACAAGCGGUUCAAGGGUGUGCGCAAGGGGAUCAGGUCCCUUACUCAUGAGCUCGGCGCCAUGGAGGCUUUUCUCACCAAGAUGUCAGAGGAGGAGGAUCCCAAUGUGCAGGAUAAAGUUUGGAUGAAUGAGGUGCGGGAACUGUCCUAUGACAUGGAAGACGCCAUCGAUGACUUCAUGCAAAGCAUCGGUGACAAAGACGAAAAGCCAGAUGGCUUCAUUGAUAAGAUCAAGAGCUCACUAGGGAAGUUGGGGAAGAUGAAGGCUCGCCGUCGGAUUGGCAGAGAGAUUCAGGAUCUGAAGAAACAGAUCAUCGAGGUGGGCGACAGGAAUGCAAGGUACAAGAGUCGUGAGACCUUCUCCAAGACUAUCAAUGCGACCGUUGACCCUAGAGCUCUUGCUAUCUUUGAGCAUGCCUCAAAGCUUGUUGGAAUCGAUGAACCCAAGGCUGAGGUAAUCAAGUUGUUGACAGAAGAGUAUGUUCGUUCAACAGUGCAGCAACAACAGCUACAACAACUGAAGAUAUUCUCCAUUGUUGGAUAUGGAGGUAUGGGCAAGACAACUCUGGCAAACCAAGUCUAUCAAGAGCUCAAAGGACAAUACGAGUGUCGGGCUUUCGUAUCAGUUUCACGAAAUCCAGACGUGACGAAUAUCUUGAGAACCAUUCUCAGUGAAGUCGCUAAGAAAGAUUAUGGUUGUACGGAAGGGGGGAGUAUACAACAACUCAUCAACAAGAUCACUGAUUUCCUAACAGACAAAAGGUACUUUGUUGUUGUUGACGAUAUAUGGGACGUGGAUACGUGGGAUAUUAUUAAGUGUGCAUUCCCAGCAACAACUUAUACCCGUAGAAUAAUCACCACUACUCGUAUAAACAGUGUCGCUCAUUCAUGUUUAUCAUCAUUCAAUGGCUGCAUUUACAAUAUAAGGGCUCUUGGUAUGGUGCACUCAAGACAGUUAUUUCACAGAAGGUUAUUCAAGUCUAUUGAAGAUUGCCCUUCAUACCUUCAAGAAAUUUCUGAGCAGAUAAUGAAAAAAUGCCAUGGGUUACCUUUGGCGAUCAUUGCUAUAUCUGGUUUGUUGGCUAACACAGAAAAAACAGAAGUUCUAUGGAAUCAAGUGAAAGAUUCAAUUGGUCGUGCACUUGAAAGGAAUCCCAACGUCGAAGGAAUGAUGAAGAUAUUAUCACUUAGUUACUUUGAUCUGCCUCUUUAUCUAAAAACAUGUCUCUUAUAUCUGAGCACAUAUCUAGAAGAUUCAACUAUCAAGAAGAAGGGCCUGAUAAGAAGAUGGAUUGCUGAAGGAUUCAUUCAUAGCGAGGGUAGAUACACGGCAUAUGAGUUAGGAGAAAGGUGUUUUAACGAACUACUCAAUAGGGGUUUGAUCCAACCUGGGGAGACAAAUGACUAUGGCAUAGUGAAGAGUUGUCGAGUUCAUGACACAAUUCUUGAUUUCAUCAUAUCCAAGUCCAUAGAAGAGAACUUUGUUACUUUACUUGGUGUUCCCAUUCCGACAAUUGGAAACCAAGGCAAAGUUGUUCGUCGACUUUGUCUACAAGGUGUCGAGGCAGGAAAUUCAGCAGUAUUGAUAGCAGAUCUCGUGUUUUCCCAUGUCCGAUCACUUAUUGUGGUUAGAGGUCUAUUGGAAAUCCCUUCUUUGGAGCAGUUCAGACAUCUGCGUGUUCUUGACUUGAUGGAUUGCUCCGAAUUGGAAGAUCAUCAUCUUGAAAAUAUAGUGAGGUUGUUCCAGCUGAGGUACCUGAAUCUCAAAGGUGCAGAAAUAAGCAAGCUCCCAGAACAAAUUGGUAGUUUAGGAUGCUUAGAGGUGCUGGACCUAAGAGGGACUUCUGUAAAGGAAUUACCUGCAUCUAUUGUUAAUCUCAGAAAAUUGAUGCAUCUACUUGUUGGUCAUGAUGGUGUUAAAUUUCCUGAUGGGAUUGCAAAGAUGCAAGCACUAGAGACGUUAAAAUAUGUCAAUGCCUCCAUUCAGCCAUUAGACUUCAUGUGCGGCCUUGGUCAACUAAUGAAUUUGAGGAAUCUGCAGCUUAUGUUUGAUUUCGGGAUCACAAAUAUGGCUAGGAAGGAGCACAACAAAGCUAUUAUCUCCUCCAUGUGUAAGCUUGGCACCCAGAAUAUUCGUUCCCUGAUUAUUCGGGAUGAGAGUGGCCUCUUAGAUGACGAAUCUUUGUGCCUGCCUACCCUCGAGUACCUUUCUAUCCAUUUUCUGAUCUUCUCAGAGGUUCCGACAUGGGUGGGUUCCCUCAGAAACCUCCAACGGCUACGCCUUGCUGUGGAGGGGCUCAAGCAGGACGACCUCUGCUCCCUUGGGGCUUUACCCAGUCUACUCGUUCUGUGUCUGGAUGAUGAAACAAAGUCAAACGAAAAGCUCAGAAUCAAUGGUGAAGUUGGGUUCCGAUUCUUGAAGAUUUUUGUUUAUUGCAGAUGUUUUAAACCAGCAGAUCUGAUUUUUGGGAUAGGGUCCAUGCCAAAGCUUGAAAAACUAGAGCUUAAUGAGCUUCACAUGGUUGAAGCUAACUCUCUCGGCUUUGGAAUUGAGAACCUCCCUUGCCUCACUAGUGUCAAAUGCAUUGUUGUUCGCGGUGAUGCUGGCAUUGCUGAAGCCGUGAAGUCAGCCAUGAAGAGAGCAGCCAGCACGCAUCCCAACCACCCUAGUCUACGCUUUUCGUGAUUUCACUGAUACUUUGAAUUAACAAGCCAACAACAGGGGAGUUGCUUCUGCUCGUCGUUCGGCCGGCCGGCAGGUUCAUCUUUCUUUUAUGAUACACUAUUCUCUCGGUCGGAUAAUAAUGUACAUUGUAGAAUUGAUUAAGACUGCUACUGUAGUUCAUUCUCUGUAAUAACCAGUAUCCGCGUUGAUGGGUUAAUAUUAUUGGGUGACCUUUCGUAGUCGUCAUUCUGUAGUUGUCAUGCUCUUUGGCAAAUCAUCAUUCUGUAUCCACCUGUAUGUACUCAUCGUACUCUUUAAUGAAGCAAGCUUUUGUUCCCCGGUUA
Molecule: messenger RNA, 3379 nt
Organism: Triticum aestivum (bread wheat)
Lineage: Eukaryota; Viridiplantae; Streptophyta; Magnoliopsida; Poales; Poaceae
Product: disease resistance protein RGA5
Exons: 4
Coding region: 285-3056 (923 amino acids)
Biological process (GO): defense response to other organism
Molecular function (GO): ADP binding
Source: RefSeq, a predicted model, not a curated record